Podarcis muralis (Common wall lizard) is the source of this 2677-nucleotide messenger RNA. The record is from RefSeq and is a predicted model, not a curated record. Lineage: Eukaryota; Metazoa; Chordata; Lepidosauria; Squamata; Lacertidae.
ACCCCUCCUCUCCCUCUCUGCCAUGUGGAGGGUUUCUUAUGUUUAUAGGGAACCCUGUCUUCUUUCUGCAUGCUACCAGUGAGAGCAAGAAAAGAAAAGUUUAUAUUUGCAUACACUCUAAUUGUUCCUCUUUGCCAGGCAAGGUAUCUUAGUAUUUUCUGUGCCAUGGAUCUAAUAAAAGAAUUAUAAUUUUGAUCCUGUGUGCAUCUUAGAAUCAUAGAGAUGGAAGGGGUCCCAAGGGUCACCUAGUCCAACACCCUGCAAUGCAAGAAUCCUUCCCACAGCCAUCCCUGGGUGGGCUCAAACCACCAAUCUUCUGGUUAACUCCUAGACACACUGAACCAUUGCACCACAUGAGUGUCCAAGUGCACCAGCUUCCCUCCUAUUUUAAACUGACCCUCAAUUUUCUUAGGCUGUCAGAAAUACACAAUGUACAAUCCUUGGGUAAAAAUGAAUGGUGUUCAGUGUAGUCUAAAGAUCUAUGCUGAUUGAUUGUUUCCUUCCUUCCCUUAAUUGCUUACAUCUCAUAAUUUUGUUCACUAAUAUUAUAUCCAUUAUUUUAUUUUUCCACAUCUUCCCUAUCAAGACCUCUGCUGCUAGCAGCAUGUGAGAGACCACACAAGACAGCCCUUCCUAACCACGCAGUUUGCAUAGCCCCAAACCAUUGUUACUAGAUUUAAAUGUAACUCAGAACUCCUAAUCUCCUUAAUACCUUGCUAAAUCCCCAGAAAUGCCUAACCAGACAACAAUCCCUCCGUAUAUAUGUUCAAAGGUGCACUUUGCACCCUUACCUCUCCAACACCAAUGUGCCUGUAAGCAUAGGAAAACUUCCACAGGGCUGGAAACACAUGCACACCUCAUGCACAAACACGGCCCAUUGCAAACAUUAAACUUAAGAAGCUGCGCAAUUUUUCCCCCACGAAAGGAAGCCAUAUUACAAACACAUCUACAAAGGCAAAAGGUAGGUUGUGAAAGAACUAAGCAACUGCUUCCUGCUGACUUCUCACUCCAAGCCCAGCCCGUCAGAGUGGCUUUUGGGUACUUUUGCACGUAACAUAUAGUUGGACUCUCAAAAGACUAAUUAAAAAUUCAAGGCAAUUUUAUAUAUUGUAAGAAGUUUACGGCUGCAUUUCUUUCCUGAGAGUAAGCCCACAGAACACAGUGGUCCUUGCUUCUGAGAAAACAUGUUUAGGACUGCACUGUGAAGUACUGUCGCUUUCCACUCAGUUGCAAAGGCUGCGGUUUCCUCUAAAGUAUUUCCUGCCUUUUCUAAGGCAGAUGAAUUCUUUACUACCUUCCUCAAUUCUAGCCUGCAUUCUCAUUCAAAGCAACGGAAGCCCGUGCCAAACACAAGGUUGCACGCUUGUGUUCCUGUGAAACAGAGGCAGUGGCAAAGGCAAGAUCUGCUGAUUUGGGGCAGGGGGAAGCAGAGCUUGACCAUUAAUUUUAUCAGUUGCUGUCUUGGAGCCAAAACUUUCUUUCUCCUCAGGAAAUUCAAGCAUUCAUUAAAGAUGGCUUCCAAGAGACUUGCAAGGAUGCUUGUUUUCACUAUGGCUUUGGUUUGUUUUCUCUGUUUAUAUGCCAAGCUGUGCACUUUCGAAAUCUGUAUAUUCUGUGAGACGAAGCACGAGUUCUUUCCCUUUAAGAGAGAUGGACGUUUUUUAAAGAGGCCUCAUAUGAAUUGCAGACGGAAUCCACCAUUCCUGGUCAUUCUUGUGACAUCAUCUCACAAACAAUCCAAAGCCCGGAUGGCUAUCCGUAAGACAUGGGGCAGAGAAAGAAAAAUAGACAACAAACGUAUUGUGACCUAUUUUCUCCUGGGAAGUACUCUCACUGAUGUUGACCAGCGUGCUAUUGAUGAUGAGAACAAAAAACACAGAGACAUUAUCCAGAAGGAUUUUCUAGAUUCCUACUACAAUUUAACAUUAAAGACUAUUAUGGGCCUUGAAUGGAUUCACAAAUUCUGCCCACAAACCAGCUUUGUGAUGAAAACAGACUCAGAUAUGUUUGUGAAUACCUACUAUCUCACUGAACUUCUUCUAAAGAAAAAUAAGAAGGUUAGCUUCUUCACUGGCUUUUUAAAAGAGAAUGAGCAUCCAAUACGAAAACUGAUAAGUAAGUGGUAUGUGAGUGAAGAAGAAUAUUCAGGAAACUUGUACCCUCCAUUUUGUUCAGGGACUGGUUAUGUUUUGUCUGCAGAUGUUGCUAGUAGUGUGUAUAAAAUUGCCAAAGAAGUUCCUUAUUUUAAACUAGAGGAUGUUUAUGUAGGCAUGUGCCUCGCUAAACUCGACAUCAAACUGGAAGAACUUCAUUCAGAACAAACAUUCUUCCCAGACGGGCUUGUAUUUUCUGCUUGUCGUUUUAGGAAAAUUGUGACAAGCCACUUUGUCAGACCUCAUGAGAAUCUUAUCUACUGGGAUGCACUGGAGAGGUCCUUGGAUGAAAAUUGUCAUCCAGGGACCUAUCCAGGUGGCUGAUAGGUUUCAACAGAGGCACAAAACUGCAUAGAACAUAAAUCCUGAAAUUUUUGCUUAGAUACUGACAUCAAACCUAUUUUAGAUAAGAAGAUGCUGACAUUGCUUUUUAAAACCCAAGCCUAUGCUUGUUUGCUUAGGAGUAAGUCUCAUUGUGUUCCAUAAUGCUUACUCUCAGGUAAACAGCUUGAAAAAACCCACUG